Molecule: messenger RNA, 555 nt
Organism: Prorocentrum cordatum
Lineage: Eukaryota; Dinophyceae; Prorocentrales; Prorocentraceae
Source: the annotation of a GenBank genome assembly
AUGAGAUAUCCCAUGAGGUCAUUCGGGUCAGCUUUCGGGUCUUUGGAGUCAUGCAGUAUGGGGGAGUUCCGAUACGAGGCCCUCAGCGUGUCGGAGAUCAAGCGGCGCUGCGACGAGAAGACUGCCAGGAAGGCGACGGCAGCAUUAGAGGUGCCCGUGAGCGGUCGUCCAGCUCCCUCGGCGAUGGAAGUUGAUGUUGAAGAUGCCGCCCAGCCGAGGGCCCCUACCAUCAUAUCGGGCGCGCAGCGCCAGAUAGCUUCUCGUUUGCAGGGGACUUCUCGGAGGGCCAAGUGUUUGGCCGAGAGCCCCGCGGUGAAGGGCAUCUCGACGCCGAGCGCGGUGGGGGCGGCGUCCCCGAGCGUGGUGCCCCUCGGCGCUCUUCAAUCGAUGGGCAUUCGUGGCCCCAGCGGCGCCGCGUCGGCCAGCGGGGCCAUCGGGCCGCGCGACUCGGUCUCCCAGGUCGGCGAGGACGAGGGCCACCAGCGCGGCCUGUGCCCUGUGCUGCAGUCGCCGAGCGCAGAACUGCUCGAGUCAGACCCGUUCAAGUUCAAGUGA